Molecule: messenger RNA, 1737 nt
Organism: Perkinsus marinus ATCC 50983
Lineage: Eukaryota; Perkinsozoa; Perkinsida; Perkinsidae
Exons: 8
Coding region: 1-1143 (380 amino acids)
Biological process (GO): mRNA splicing, via spliceosome
Cellular component (GO): precatalytic spliceosome
Molecular function (GO): mRNA binding; snRNA binding
Source: RefSeq, a predicted model, not a curated record
AUGAGUGCCAUCUUCGAACCCUCCCCGACCAGCAAUAGCAGCAGAUAUCCUGCUGAGAGGAAGUACUCGGGGUCAAGCCGCAGCAGUAGCAGUGUCAAGGGACCAUACCCCCAGACAGACUUCAAUGACCCCAAUUUGGCCGUCAGGACUCUCAUGGUCUUCCGGUUCCCUCGGGAGGCCCAGGAGGUAGACUUAGCUUGUCGAUUCGGCCGUUUCGGCCCCCUCGAGCACGUCAAGGUUGUUUACGACCCCGUCACUCACUUACCGCGCUGCUAUGGAUUCGUCCGUUUUGUCCAUCGUGCGCACGCCCUGGAAGCCUACCAAGCCUGUGAGGAGCGGAGCAUCUCUAUGGACGACCCUUUCGGACGGACCUGGUUUUUCGAAGUGAAGUGGGCUCGGAAUGCUCGCGCGGCUGGGGAGAUUCCGAGGGGUUCGUCGGACCAGCAAGAUAAUUAUAGCGGCGGGUAUGUACAGUCGUUGGAUAAUGCACUCCCGCAAAACGGUAUCUUCUCGGAACCAUCGGUCUCCACUGCUGAUGCUGCUGUUGCUGUUCAUCCUACCAGACACGACUCGAUGUUGGAUAACAUGGACGACUCCAGUUCUACUGGUGUGCCUCCUUCCCUCAUCGAGCCUGCCCUUCUCGAGCUUGUCAGCUACGAUGAAAGCUCCAGGCCAAUGAUGUCCUCGGAGGAAGCCCAAGAGCUCUUGAGGCAGCUCGAAAAUGCUCAGCAGUCCGAUAUGACCAUCACAGCAACUAGAGAGGACGAGUCGGUUUCUCCCUUUGAAUUGCCUCAUGCGAUUCGCGAGCCCCCAGUUCUCAAUCACUACUUAGACAUUACCACGGAAGCUGAGGAGGCUGCGACCUCGCAGGCGGCGGCUGCAGCUGCAGCAGCUGCAUUGGCGUCUAAGAGGGAGGAUACUUCCCAGGCCGAUCUGGCUCUGCUCAUGGAGACUGUUUUCAAGACUGUGCGUCGCAGCGCCUUGGAAAGGCUACGUAAGGCUAGCGAUGCCUCUACUACUAGUACGCGAUGUGGCAGCAGCAGUUCGACGUCAAUGUUGGGUGAAGUGCUCGAUCAUCCAAAGCGAGAUCCUCGAGUCGGAUCAGGGGAGACUGCGAUGGACGACCCCGCAGCUGUAUCUUAAUCUCGGCUGAUCCCUCAUGAAGUCUGCGACAAGAUACGAAGGCAGGUUCUCUUAUCACUCCGUUUAAUGUGUGACCAUAGCAGUGGAUUACCUUUUUUAUGUAACCUAAAAAGAUCAGUAGAGUUACUUCUCAUAUCUCAUCAUUAACCCUCGUAUCCAUUGAGCCUUCUGAGCCUGUAAACUUGCUGUUAUCGCCUACUACAAGAACGGUUCGAUCCCGAUGCACCAGAUUCGAUCGAAUAUCAUUUUUGUCAUGUGCACGUCGUAUUGGAAGAGAGUGAAGGUGGUGGUGGUUGUUAUUAUUAUUAGAAGAGUGUUUCUUGCUUUUGUCACAUUGCUGAAUCGAGGAUUCCUGUAGGGCCCCAUAAAAGGGUUGUUUCUUCUAGCAGUAGUAGUAUUGUCAUUACUAGUGUUGAGAUAGAUGCCUGCAUAUAGAAGAUAUAUCCAUUCCUCACUCUAUUUAGUCGUUGUCGGGGCAGAAUAGUGUCUACAGUUGAUGGUGUCACUGAUCGUCUCCGGGGUAUCAUGAUUACUGCUGCACGUCUUUAGACUUGGUAUUUUUUUUAAGAUGAUGAGGGUAGCUUUGUCAGGCAG